Molecule: messenger RNA, 1291 nt
Organism: Rhagoletis zephyria (snowberry fruit fly)
Lineage: Eukaryota; Metazoa; Arthropoda; Insecta; Diptera; Tephritidae
Source: RefSeq, a predicted model, not a curated record
ACGCACACAAGGCAAAAUUAUCACACAAAAUUGCAAUGAAAAAAACCACCUCAGAGACGACUGGAAAGCCAAGCUGAAAAUUCCUCCAAAGGACAACCGCGUCAAGACUAGUGAUGUUACCUCUACCAGAGGAAAUGACUUUGAGGAGUACUGCCUCAAGCGGGAACUUUUGAUGGGCAUCUUUGAGCAAGGCUGGGAAAAGCCUUCUCCCAUUCAAGAAUCAGCUAUUCCAGUGGCACUACUUGGAAAUGACGUUCUCGCUCGGGCCAAAAACGGUACAGGUAAAACUGGCGCUUACACAAUUCCCAUGCUCGAGAAGAUCGACGUGAACAACAACGCCAUCCAGGCUUUGGUGGUUGUUCCUACGCGCGAACUGGCUAUGCAGACUUCAAAUAUUUGCAUGGAGCUGAGCCGACACAUGGGCGUGCGAGUCAUGGUAACCACCGGAGGAACCAAUCUGAAGGACGACAUCAUGCGCAUCUACGACAAUGUUCACGUGGUGAUCGCCACCCCCGGCCGCAUACUUGAUUUAGUCGAGAAAAAGGUUGCCUCUCUAAAUAACUGCAAGUACUUUGUCCUCGACGAGGCUGACAAGCUGCUGGGCCAGGACUUCAAAGGAAUGCUCGAUACUCUGAUUUCAUACCUGCCCGAAGAAAGGCAAAUCCUGCUCUUCUCAGCCACUUUUCCCAUCACUGUCGAACAGUUCAUGCGCAAACAUUUAAAGAACCCUCAUGAAAUCAAUCUCAUGGAAGAGUUGACUCUAAAGGGUGUGACGCAGUACUACGCUUUCGUGCAAGAGCGACAAAAGGUCCAUUGUCUGAACACUUUGUUCUCGAAACUUCAAAUCAACCAAUCCAUCAUCUUCUGCAACUCUACUCAGCGCGUUGAACUUCUCGCAAAGAAGAUCGCUGAGCUCGGCUACUCCUGCUACUAUAUUCACGCCCGCAUGUCGCAGCCUCACCGAAAUCGCGUUUUUCACGACUUCAGGAGUGGCCUCUGCCGCAACCUCGUAUGCAGUGAUCUCUUUACUCGUGGUAUUGACAUUCAAGCAGUCAACGUGGUCAUCAACUUUGACUUUCCGAAAAUGGCCGAAACCUACUUGCAUCGCAUUGGCCGAUCAGGCCGUUUUGGUCAUCUCGGUAUUGCCAUCAACCUGAUCACCUACGAGGACCGACACCUACUUCACAAAAUUGAAGCCGAACUGAACACUUCAAUAUCACCAAUUCCAAAAGUUAUCGAUCCUCAGCUGUACGUGGCUGAGGCACAAGAGGCUAACCACCAGGACAAGUGA